UUUGUUUGAUCCCGUCGUCUCUCUCACCGUGAAAAAUGGCUGCUGUGCUCGAUGAGGUCGGCAAAUCCGCUGAAAAACUCAUUGACGAGGAAGCCGACGAUGUCGUUGACGACGAAGACGACACUGGGCCAACUGAUGUAACCAAGAAGAAGAAGAAAAAGAAAAAGAAGAAGAAGACUGCUGCUGGGGAGCUGACGACUCCAGAGGCCGCGGAGGACAAGAAGGAGGAUGAGAGUGAGGGUCAGGAAGGCGCAGGUGAAAAUGGAGGUGAUACAGACGAAGUCAAGAAAAAGAAGAAGAAGCGUAAGCCCCGAGGCAAGGGAGCGAAGCAGCAGACAGACCCCCCAACAAUUGCGGUGUCUGACCUCUUCCCCGACGGUAAUUUCCCCGAGGGCCAGAUAAUGGAGCACCCCCCGGCAGCGGGAGUGGACGAGAGAACCGCCAAGGAAAGAUUCACGAGCGAAGAGGCAAGAGCCCUCGACAGAAUGCACAACGACAUUUACAUGGAGGCACGUCAGGCCGCUGAGGCCCACCGUCAGACCAGAAAGCACAUUAUGAACUGGGUGAAGCCCGGAAUGUCGAUGAUAGAGAUCUGCAAUGAGCUCGAGAAUACUGCCAGGAGGCUCAUCGGUGAGGACGGCCUCAAGGCUGGCCUCGCCUUCCCCACUGGCUGCUCCAGGAACCACUGCGCUGCCCACUACACUCCCAACGCCGGGGACACCACGGUCCUGGGCUACGACGACGUCACCAAGAUUGACUUUGGCACUCACAUAAACGGCAGGAUUAUUGACUGCGCAUUUACCCUGGCCUUCAACCCCAAGUUCGAUAAAUUGAUCGAGGCCGUGCGCGACGCCACUAAUACGGGGAUUAAGGCUGCUGGCAUUGAUGUCCAGCUUUGCGACGUGGGGGCUGCGGUUCAGGAGGUCAUGGAGUCGUAUGAGGUGGAGAUUGACGGGAAAACCUACCAGGUAAAAUCAAUUAGGAAUCUUAAUGGGCACUCAAUCGCACCCUACCGCAUCCACGCAGGUAAGACAGUGCCAAUAGUGCGUGGCGGUGAAGCCACCAGGAUGGAGGAGAACGAGUUUUACGCUAUUGAGACGUUUGGAUCGACUGGUCGUGGAGUUGUGCACGACGACUCUGAUUGCUCGCACUACAUGAAGAGCUUCGACGCUGGUUUCGUCCCUCUGAGGCUCCAGAGCAGUAAAUCAUUGUUGAAUACGAUCAACAAGAACUUUAGCACUCUGGCAUUCUGCAAACGCUGGCUAGACCGAGCUGGCUGCACCAAGUACCAAAUGGCCCUCAAGGAUUUAUGUGACAAGGGUGCAGUAGAGGCAUACCCACCACUGGUAGACGUUAAAGGCUGUUACACAGCUCAAUUCGAGCACACCCUCGUUCUGCGUCCAACCUGCAAGGAAGUUAUCUCACGUGGUGAUGACUAUUAAUCCCUCCCAUACGUUGCAGACCACUCACCAAUGUGCGUCGAUGCACAUUAACGCGCUUUGAUAGGUGAGGAAGGUCCAGAGCAUCAUCAAUGCUGAUCUUUUCUACUUACUAUGCAUUUUCGAUGUGUUUCUCCUCUUAUUUUACCAGUUUUUCUUCUCUUUUCUUAUUGAUUAUUGAUGACAUGAGAGGAUUAAUAUCACUGUUGAAUAAAAAACAGGCAAUAUGUGGUAAUUGA
Diachasma alloeum is the source of this 1678-nucleotide messenger RNA. It is a transcript of the gene und, whose product is annotated as methionine aminopeptidase 2. NCBI's taxonomy places the organism in Eukaryota, Metazoa, Arthropoda, Insecta, Hymenoptera, Braconidae. The coding region runs from base 36 to 1442 and encodes 468 amino acids. The transcript is spliced from 5 exons. Gene Ontology annotation, molecular function: metalloaminopeptidase activity. Gene Ontology annotation, biological process: proteolysis. The record is from RefSeq and is a predicted model, not a curated record.